GGGAGCAUGUGGAGGUGGAACCAGACCUCUCUGGAAGACUUCAUCCUCCAAGGGCUCUUUGAUGACUCCUUCAACCACUUUUGUCUUUUCCUCCUGAUCAUGCUGGUCUUCCUUACCGCAGUGAGUGGCAACAGCCUCACCAUCCUCCUCAUCUGCGCCGAUCCCCGUCUUCACACACCGAUGUACUUCCUGCUCAGCCAGCUGUCCCUCAUGGAUCUGAUGCACGUCUCCACAACCAUUCCCAAGAUGGCUAGCAACUACCUGUCUGGCAAGAAGUCCAUCUCGUUUGUGGGCUGUGCCACCCAGCACUUCCUGUACCUGUCUCUGGGUGGUGCAGAGUGUCUCCUCCUGGCCCUCAUGUCCUAUGACCGCUAUGUUGCCAUCUGCCACCCCUUGAGGUACACUGUGCUCAUGAGCAGAAGAGUGGGAGUGAUGAUGGCUGUCAUGUCAUGGUUGAGUGCAUCUGUGAACUCCCUAAUCCACACAUCCAUCUUGAUGAGCUUCCCUUUUUGUGGUUCGAGAAUCAUCCACCACUUCUACUGUGAGUAUCCUGCUGUUGUGAAGUUAGUGUGUGGUGAUGUCACUCUUUAUGAGACCACAGUCUAUAUCUGCAGUGUUACACUUCUCCUCCUCCCCAUCAUUCUUGUCUCUACAUCCUAUGGAUUCAUUCUCCACAGUGUCAUUCAGAUGCGUUCAGCUGGGAGUAAGAGAAAUGCCUUUGCCACAUGCAGCUCACAUCUCCUUGUGGUUUCCCUUUGGUAUGGUGCCUCCAUGUUCUCCUAUAUGAGGCCCAGGUCCCAGCGCACUCCAUUGCAAGACAAAGUUGGUUCUGUUUUCUAUAGCAUCAUUACUCCCACCCUGAAUCCUCUUAUUUAUACUCUCAGGAAUAAGGAUGUUGCUAAGGCUCUGAAGAGAGUGUUGAGGAGGGAUACUGUUGUCUAGGGAUUGCAAUUAUAGUUGCCCUGGAUACAG
Messenger RNA from Peromyscus leucopus (white-footed mouse), 972 nucleotides. RefSeq names its product olfactory receptor 2AE1-like. Gene Ontology annotation, cellular component: membrane. The record is from RefSeq and is a predicted model, not a curated record. The transcript has a single exon. Lineage: Eukaryota; Metazoa; Chordata; Mammalia; Rodentia; Cricetidae. Bases 7 to 942 code for a protein of 311 amino acids. Gene Ontology annotation, molecular function: olfactory receptor activity; G protein-coupled receptor activity. Gene Ontology annotation, biological process: G protein-coupled receptor signaling pathway.